Molecule: messenger RNA, 4391 nt
Organism: Penaeus chinensis
Lineage: Eukaryota; Metazoa; Arthropoda; Malacostraca; Decapoda; Penaeidae
Product: cyclin-dependent kinase-like 1
Exons: 8
Coding region: 898-2037 (379 amino acids)
Biological process (GO): protein phosphorylation
Cellular component (GO): nucleus
Molecular function (GO): ATP binding; cyclin-dependent protein serine/threonine kinase activity
Source: RefSeq, a predicted model, not a curated record
CUAAUUUUUUUUUUUUUCAAGGAAAACAAUUUUACCUACCUUUUUCUCCAGUCAAAGGAAGCACUUAUUGAGUUUUCAUUUUAUUACGAAAAAAGUUAAAAAGAUAAGAACAGAAAGAGAAACAUAAGUGUGAGCAAGAAAACAAGAACAAAACAAUCUUCUUAUUUAAUGGCCAUAGUUCCUGACCCUGAAUCCAGACAGACUGAGGGUUAUCGUGUCCAGAAAUGCGAGCCCGCCGCCAACUCUAGUUUCCCCUUCCGCUCACCUUUUAAUAAUUCACUAGUAACAACACAAGCCAUCAGACCUUCCGCAGUACAUUGAACUCUCCCCCUCCUCUACCCUCCCCCUUUUCUCCACUUUACAUCGCACCCCUGUGACCCCCCUUCCCCUCCCUAUUGUCCACCUUCCCCCUCCCCGGCUCGCACAACUGUUUGUUUACGUUCGCGGAAAUCGUUCGUAUACGCACAUUCGCCCGCGAGAGGAUUCGGCGGAUCGAGCGACGGACUUGUGCUCUGGCGCGGCGAGGAACUAACCACAGCCGCCGGGGAGAGACGCUGAAGCCACGUGCACCUUACAGUGUUUUGAUGGACCGUAAAUCUCAUGGCAUCAAGCAAGACCCCGCGGCGGAACCUCGCCUUUCCGGGCCGCAGCCGCGCUGAGUCAUCGAGCCCAGACGGCCAAGAGAGAGGCAGACGAAGCGCGGGUGCCAUGACACACGCCACGUGGGGAACGGCCAGCGAGAGGCUAUGAACAGCCGCCAGAUGAUCGAACUCACUGAAUGUCUUCUGUAACUUUCCUGAAUAAAGAGUCUUAUUAAGAAUAUAAAGGAUUUACGAGUACCUCUGAAGGCGAAGAGCCAAAAGUCUUCCUUGCACGUGUCUUCCAAAGGACUCCAACAUGACCUCCCUCCUCGGGCGCCCCGGCGAUAGGCGAUCCCGGGUGUCUUCGCGCCUGAUGGAGAAGUACGAGAAGCUGAGCAAGAUCGGAGAGGGCUCGUACGGCGUCGUCUACAAAUGCCGCAACCGGGAGACGGGGCAGCUGGUCGCCAUCAAGAAGUUCGUCGAGUCUGAGGACGACCCCCUCAUCAAGAAGAUCGCUCUCAGGGAGAUACGCAUGCUCAAGCAACUGAAGCAUCCCAACCUCAUCAAUCUCAUCGAGGUGUUCAGGAGGAAGAGGAAGCUCCACCUCGUCUUCGAAUUCUGCGACCACACCGUCCUCAACGAGCUGGAGAAGCACCCCAAAGGGUGUCCCGAGCACAAGACGAAGCGCAUAAUCUACCAGCUGGUCCAAGCCGUCAAGUUCUGCCACGCCGCCUCGUGCAUCCACAGGGACGUCAAACCAGAGAACAUCCUUUUGACCAAAGAAGAUGUGGUCAAACUGUGUGACUUCGGCUUCGCGAGAAUGCUCAGUCCGGGCGAGAACUACACCGACUACGUGGCGACUCGCUGGUACCGUGCCCCCGAGCUCCUGGUGGGGGACACGCAGUACGGGCCGCCAGUCGACGUGUGGGCCAUCGGCUGCGUCAUGGCAGAGCUCGUGCGGGGAGAGGCGCUCUGGCCGGGCAAGUCGGAUGUCGAUCAGCUGUACCUCAUCAGGAAGACUCUAGGUGAUCUGCUCCCGCAACACAUGCAGAUUUUCCGGAACAAUGAGUUUUUCCGCGGCAUGAGUGUGCCCGAACCGGAUACCAGGGAGUCCAUCGAUGCCAAGAUGCCCCGAGACUACCCGCCGGAAGGACUCGACUUUAUCAAGAAAUGCAUUGACCGCGACCCAGCCAAGAGAUGGACGUGCGAACAGCUGCUGACUCACGACUACUUCAAGGGCUAUUCCUUCAAGCUCCCGGACCACGAGUUGGAGGAGUUCGAGAGAAUUCGGAGGGUGAGUAUGGCGAACUCGAGUGUGUCGGGCUCCAUGCUGUUCCCGCAGCUGGCCGGCAGCACGCCCGCGGGCGGCGGCUCGCUGUCGACGGCGUCGUCGCCCGACAUGCGCCACCCGCACAACAGAGGCUCGCGCAACUUCGACCAUCUGCCCACCAUCUGACAGAAUGGCCUCGGGCUCUACCAGCCUCCAGCCCUGCCGCCCAACGUGGUGCCGACGCCCACGCCCCCGCUGGAUCCCAAGGCUCCGAACGGCGUGGGCGCGCGGGGGAUCCCGAGGGCCGCAGCCUUCAGCCCGCCCAUGACGCUGGGGGCGCGCCAGCCCCCGCCCGUGCUGGACACUGCAGACCUCUACGCCAUACUGUACCGCAAAUACAAUUCAUCUUAGGUUUUGAGUGUGUUAAAUAAAAAUAUAUACAUAUCUAUACAUAACUUGACCAAAAGAACCUCUGAAGUAGCAGUAACCAAUCACACGUCUGACGAAGCGGCGGCGCCGCGCCGAAGGACUGGGGAGGCGCGCCUGCCUCGGCCGGAGCGGCGCCCCGCAGCCCGGGAGAGCACGAGUGUCGAGGACUGAGCAACUGGAAGACCCGAGGACUGGCCUGACUCGCUGCCUAAUGUCGCUUGCAUUAGGGAACCUGUUUGAGUUGACGCCAACGCUUUCCUUUGGACUCUGUGGAGGUUCUCCGUUUUUAGCGUCCUUAUGAAAUAGAUUUGCCUGUUUAACUGCAGCGAUGUACCUUUAGGUGAUCACAAUUAGUUAGUGAUAAGGUGAGAUUUUAUUAGAUGUUUUAUUUGAAAACGGGAGAGACAAAAAGGGAAAUGAUGUAAUUCCUGUACAUAAGAAAAUGACCGUCCAAGUCUGUGAUCUGAGAGCUCUACCGCUUCUCAUAGUCUAGGAAAUUGCCUGUAUUAACUUUUGAUUUUAUUUUCCUCCAGUGUGUAUGUAGAUAGACUUCAAAACAUGCCACAUAAACAUAUAUUCCAAACUUUUUUUCCUUCUUUCUUAUAUGUAUGAUAAUAGGUACAAAAUGUAAGAAAAUAAAGGUGAAUUUUCGAGGAAAAAUAAGAUGAGAAAAAAUAAUUUAGCGAUCUAUUCAUCGUUAAUUAUUAUUAUUAUCAUUAUUAUUAAUAUUUUAAUUCACUCUUUCUCCACGUGUCACUACGGGUCAAAAUAGAUAACUAGUUUAACGGCCGAUGGAGGUCAUUUUGAAAAUCACCUUUAAAGAACAAGAACAACAAAGCAAACAAAAAAGGAAACUGGCCUUUGAAACGACUCUAUAAAUAGAGGAAUCAUAUGCAUGUUCAAGGUUUUGUUAUCCCACACCUAAAUAUAUAUAUACAUAUAUAUAUAUAUAUAUAUAUAUAUAUAUAUAUAUAUAUAUAUAUAUUAUAUAUAUCAUAUUUUUUUAUUUAUAUUUUUUAUUUAUUUAUAUUUUCUUUUCUUCUUUUUCAUCAGACCCUAAAGUCUGGGAUCGGAAGCUCUUUACUGAAAGACGUCAGUCGUCUUUUAUUUUCUUCUUCAUCACCUGCUGCGAUUUUAAGUCCUGUUUUGUGGUAUUUGUGUCGUCUUGUUAUAGAUGUUGUCUAUGAAUGAAUGUAUAUUUUCUGUAGAACGAGGGUGUAUGUGUAAAAAGUUUAUUUAGGGAAAAAAUCACAAUCAGUCACUUUUUUCGUUUCAUUUUACAGUUCCAUAAAUCUAUUUGUCCAUAUUUUUUCGUCAGAGGAGUAAAUAUCUAGAGAGACUUAGUAAUAUCAUCAUUUACUUGUGAAAUAUGUAGACGGAUAUAAAUACAUAUAUGUUUGAUAUACUGUUAGAUAUUAUAUAUGAUUACGCAAAUGUAAUGGCUCAGUAUUGAAAUAUAUACUUUGGCUUUAAAAAAUCAGUUAAACAAAAUGCUGCAUAUUUUUCCAACCAUAUUUUGAAUGAAAUAUAAAUUUCGUUGCUCACUUAUUACAAUACUCCUUUCUAUUAUAUACAUUUCUAAUUUCGAAUGCGUUACUCAAAAACUUGAAAGUACAGGCCAAUGACAGAUAUUCUUUACUGGGUUUUUAAUGAUUAUUCUUAUUACUAUUAUGAUUACUGUCCAUUUUUUUUAUUACUAAACCAGCUUGCGAUUGCCAACAUGUUCUUUGAAAGUCCGAUCAUCAGUAUAAUAAAGUUGCUUGUGGAUGCUUGUAUAAAACUGUUAAGUAGGCGUUAUGUUUGACAGCUGUGUAUCAACCAUGGAAGGUUUUUUUUUGUUUUGUUUUGUUUUUGUUUACAUGACCAGUUCUCUCUUGCCACUUUUGUUAGGGUUCUUUUCUUUUUAUGGGGGGUUUGCAAAUAUUUUUGUGGCUUGGUUUGCUGAUCUGUACGUAUAUAUGUGUAGAAACAUAUGAAUAGAACUCAAUGUUUAUACAAACAAACAUGUACUGUAUAAGUACACACACACACACACACACAUACAAACACACACACACACAUACAAACACACACACACACACACACAAAUACACACACACAAACACACACAC